Messenger RNA from Betta splendens (Siamese fighting fish), 3166 nucleotides. RefSeq names its product inter-alpha-trypsin inhibitor heavy chain H3-like. Bases 40 to 2787 code for a protein of 915 amino acids. The record is from RefSeq and is a predicted model, not a curated record. Gene Ontology annotation, molecular function: serine-type endopeptidase inhibitor activity. NCBI's taxonomy places the organism in Eukaryota, Metazoa, Chordata, Actinopteri, Anabantiformes, Osphronemidae. The transcript has 22 exons. Gene Ontology annotation, biological process: hyaluronan metabolic process.
GAGCAGUGAAGUCAGCCAGUGUUCCGAUGAAGCUCAGUCAUGUCUGGGCUGCUGGGUGUUGGACGUCUGCUGCUGUGGGGCUGUGCCUGCGUCUGGCUGCCCAGCCAGGCUGGAGCCGCUCUGCUCGUCGCCACAGGCCCUGGAGCUCAACAGGAGACAAGAGAAGCUGCCAGAUCACUGCAGAAAAGAAGUGCAAAUGAGGCACAGGUGGAGGUGCACAGCAUGGCGGUGGACUGCACCGUCACGUCUCGCUUUGCCCACACCGUCAUGACCUCGGUGGCUCUGAACAAGGCAAACUCCAGCCAGGAAAUCUCCUUCGACGUGGAGCUGCCCAAAACCGCCUUCAUCACCAACUUCAGCAUGGAAAUUGAAGGUGAGGUGUACGUUGGGCAGGUGAAGGAGAAAGAGAAGGCGAAGAAGCAGUACGAGAAGGCCGUUUCCUCCGGUCAGACGGCCGGACUGGUCAAAGCCUCUGGCAGAAAGAUGGAGAAGUUUUCAGUGUCCGUCAACAUCGCAGCCGAAAGUAACGUCACUUUUGUUCUGACCUACGAGGAGCUGCUCCAGAGGAAACUGGGUCGAUAUGAGAUUCUGACUCGGGUCAAACCCAAACUACCCGUGCAGGAGUUUCAUAUUGUGGCAAACAUCUAUGAGCCACAGGGCAUUGCCUUCGUUGACGUCCACGCCAACUUCCUCUCCAAUGACCUGCUCCCUCUGGUGGAGAAAACCGUCACUGCCCAAAAGGCGCACAUCUCCUUCUCACCAACGAUGGAGCAGCAGAGAAAGUGUCCAGGCUGUGACGGAACACAGAUUGAUGGAGAUUUUGUCAUCAACUACGACGUGGAACGAGCACAGACGCUUGGAGACAUUCAGAUUGUGAACGGAUACUUCGUCCACUUCUUUGCCCCGUCCGACCUGCCCAGAGUCCCAAAGAAUGUGGUGUUUGUGAUCGAUCGGAGUGGAUCCAUGUCGGGGAAUAAGAUGCAGCAAACGCGAGAGGCACUGCAGGCCAUCCUCACAGACCUCCACGAGGAGGAUCACUUUGCCCUCGUCCCGUUUGAUGACAAAAUUCUCUCCUGGAAGGAAUCGCUUUACAAAGCAACCAAAGAAAACGUGGCAGACGCCCUGGUCUAUGUCCAAAACAUACACGCCAAUGGACUGACCAACAUCAAUGACGCGGUGAUGAAAGGUAUCAACAUGCUGCACUCGGACAGGGAGCACAAGAGGAUCCCAGAGAGGAGCUUUGACAUGAUUAUUCUCCUGACUGAUGGAAUGCCCAACACUGGGGAGAGUAACAUCGCACGGAUCCAGGAGAAUGUGAAGUCCGCUCUCGGAGGAAAAACCUCCCUGUUUUGUCUGGGCUUCGGAAACGACGUGGAUUACUCCUUCCUGGACGUGAUGAGCUCCCAGAACCGGGGACUGGCCCGCAGAAUAUUUGAAGCUUCAGACGCAACACUUCAGCUCCAGGGUUUCUACGAGGAAGUUGCCAGUCCUCUGCUUUCUGAGUUGGACCUGCGCUAUCCCGACAGUGCGGUGGACGCCCUGACCACCAACCACUUCUCGCAGCUGUUCAACGGCUCAGAGAUUGUGGUUGCCGGCCGGCUAACGGACAACAACCUGGACAACUUUAUGGUGGACGUUUUCGGCCAAGGGUUUGAGAACGAUUUCAAAGUGCAGGGUGAGGCCAAGGCCGUGGACUGGAACGCGCUGUACCCAGAGGAGGACUACAUUUUCGGGGACUUUACGGAGCGCCUGUGGGCCUACCUCACCAUCCAGCAGCUGCUGGACAAGAGCAAAAUAGGCGCGGCCGACGAGAAGGCCAACGCCACGGCCGAGGCGCUGGAGAUGGCGCUGCGGUACAGCUUCGUCACGCCCCUCACCUCCAUGGUGGUCACCAAGCCCGACAGCCGGGACGACCCCCUGAUCGCCGACAAGCUGACGGAGGAGCAGAGACAACGGGAGGAGAAAAUGGCAAUCAGAGCUCAAGCCUACCAAUACCGACCAAUACAGUCACAAAGUUACCUGCAUCAGUCAACGCCCGUGUAUUUCGUGGAUGGAGAUCCUCACUUCAUCAUCGAACUCCCUGACAGGAACGACUCCCUGUGCUUCAAUAUCAAUGACAAACCAGGGACCAUUUUCAAUCUGGUAACAGACCCCACAACAGGUAUUUUGGUCAACGGUCAGAUAAUUGGAGACAAGAAAAUCCCUCCCGAUGGUAAAAUCAACACCUACUUCUGGCGCUUCGGCAUCGUCCACCAGACUCUGGGAGCGAGGCUGGACAUCAGCACGAAGGAUAUCUCCGUUUUCCAGGACGGCGAAUGGGUCAGGCUGCUGUGGUCCGAUACGGCUUCUAUCAAAGGAGCCAAUGUGGAGCUUCUCGUGACCAAAGAUCGCAGUUUAACGGUGACUCUCAAAGACUCAGUCAAGUUUGUGAUCCUGCUGCACAAAGUGUGGGCGAAUCACCCAUAUCACAGAGACUACUUGGGCUUCUACACCCUGGACAGCCACCUCCUCUCCUCGUCUACUCAUGGGCUGCUGGGUCAGUUCUACCGACCGAUUGAUUAUGAGGUGACAGACCUACGUCCGGGAGCAGUGCCAGAGAAACCAGACGCCACCAUGUAUGUGAAGGGACGGGAGCUCACUGUGACCAGAGGAUGGCAGCGAGACUUCAGGAGGGAUGUGAAGAACGGGGAGGAUGUUCCCUGCUGGUUCAUUCAUAACAAUGGAACCGGGCUCAUCGACGGAGAAGCAACAGACUACGUCGUGUCAGGGCUCUUUAAACGUGUUUAAAAGCAGGUUACCGAGGUAGUCAAAAUAAUCAUCAGUUCACAACAAGAAGGCACACCUUAGUUCUAAGAUGCAUUUUGAAUGGAACACACUGAGAUGGAUUCAGCUUUAACGAUGUCUGUCUUUGCUCAUUUAAUGCGACACAGACGCACACAGGUCUGUCAUCACGAGGUCUGUUACAGUUAAUGUGAACUCCACCACAGGACUCUCAAACCUAAUAAAGAUUAUCUUGGUGGUAACGUGAAAUUCAUUCUUACUAUCAUGACUGUUUUUAUUGUUCAGGAUCAUAUUGUCCAGACACGACUUUGUCGUUGUGAGUCUUCCUCGUCUUCCUCCUCUGGGUUUGUGCUGUAAGAAGGCUGCAAAAAAAAAAAAAAAACAA